Molecule: messenger RNA, 988 nt
Organism: Danio aesculapii
Lineage: Eukaryota; Metazoa; Chordata; Actinopteri; Cypriniformes; Danionidae
Gene: ier3ip1
Product: immediate early response 3 interacting protein 1
Exons: 3
Coding region: 27-275 (82 amino acids)
Biological process (GO): endoplasmic reticulum to Golgi vesicle-mediated transport
Cellular component (GO): endoplasmic reticulum membrane; COPII-coated ER to Golgi transport vesicle; Golgi membrane
Source: RefSeq, a predicted model, not a curated record
UUGUACGUCAGCACAAGAGUGCCAACAUGGCGUUCACACUGUACGCACUGAUUCAGACAGCGAUAUUAUUCACAAAUGCCAUCGCUGUUCUUCACGAAGAGAGGUUUCUCAGCAAAAUUGGCUGGGGAGCAGAGCAAGGUGUUGGAGGAUUUGGAGAUGAACCCGGGAUUAAAGCACAACUUUUGAACCUUAUUCGCUCCGUCAGGACGGUCAUGAGAGUUCCUCUGAUAGCCGUAAAUUCAGUGUGUAUCGUCCUUCUGUUAUUGUUUGGAUGAAGAAAGAAUGAAUUGCGGUGGAUCAAGAUCUAAUGUGGAACAGUGAAUGUGGCGAAGGAAAAUGGAUUUUUUAUUUUUAUUUUUUUUUUGUAUCUGUGGUUGUAAAUGUUGCUCUCCAAUGUCUCAAAAUUGUACCCGAAUGAAUUACUGUAAAUACUCUGGUAGUUUUUUAUGACUGAAAUACCAGUAAAUAUUUUCCUUUUCAUGCUUUUGUAGCUUUACAAAAGCUCCUGUGCGUUUACAUAUUGUUUUUGUCACAUCCAGGUUCUAGUAAAGUGUCAGUUGCUCAGGCAUAACUUAUUUCUUACAAAGAGCAACAGUAAAAUCAGUCAGCUUUGCUGAAAAGCCAUACUGUUGUUUUGUUUUUCCACUUUUUUUUUUUUUUUGCAUUUUCUUAAAUGUCAAAUUUCCAAAGUGAAUUUCCUAGCUUCUCAGUUUUAAAGACUGCUUGGAAAUUUAAAUCUGGGUUUAAUAUAUUUAAAGGCAUAUGGGUAAAAUCUCUGCAUUUUAAUAAAGAUGUGCUGAAGUUGUAAUAUUGUUAAUAGAACGAUCUAUUUAAUUUUUUGGGGGAAAUAGGUUCCUUUCACUUUUGGUUUUACUGUUUUUAAACCUAUUCAGCCAAUUGUUGUGUCUGGCUGGAGCAUUUUUAGCUUAGCUUAGCCCAAAUCAUUGAAUUGAAUUAGACCGUUAGCAUCUCUCUCUCUCUCUCUCUC